Hydra vulgaris (swiftwater hydra) is the source of this 740-nucleotide messenger RNA. The record is from RefSeq and is a predicted model, not a curated record. Lineage: Eukaryota; Metazoa; Cnidaria; Hydrozoa; Anthoathecata; Hydridae.
GUUGUUUAUCAGAGUAAAUAAUAAAAUUUAUUGCAUUUAAAAUACAAAAUUUUAAUUAUCAAAACGUAGUUUUAGUCAAAUGAAUUUUUUAUUGUUAUUAUAUUUUUUCUACAUACACACAAAAAUAACUUUUUCAAAAUUGAUAAAAGCCAAACAAUUGACGUGCGGUAAAGACAACGAUGGCUCAGAUAUAUUUUUUACUGUUGCUGGACCUGUCUCGUGCGCUGUUUGUUUGUGUAAUGGUGAUUUGGAAGAAGGUGUUUCAUAUAAAAACUGUGAAAAAUGUUGUUGUGGAUAUGUCAGCAAGACAAAAUUAAAUGAAUACGAACACUUUCAAAAUAAAAAAGAUGAACGAAAAUUAUUAACGACACAAAAGGUCUUAUACAGUUUAAUAUUCUUUACCUGUCUACUGAUAAUAUUAUUGGCGUUAGGCAUUCUAUACCACAAGAAAUGUUUUUGUUGUUUCCGCCUCCCUCAUCAACCAACUGAAAAUAACGAAGUUAAAUAUGAAAUUAAAAUAACUACCAAUGAUGAAACAAUUCAAUUUACAGAAAAAGAUAAACUGGUGUCAAAUUAAAAGUUGUUUUUAUUUAGCUUUGUAAAUAUGUAUUAAUAUAUGUGUAUACAUUUUUAUGUUUUAAUAUUGAUGUAUUAAAAAUAUUGAUAACUUUUAAAACGAUACUUUUAAUUUUGUAACUUUUGCAAAUAACAGCCAAAGAACGGAAACAGCAACUUUUUGA